GUGCCCGCCCACUUCAAAGAUGGAGGACGAUACCUCAGAUUUGAGCAGACCACAGUUGUAUUUGUUUGGUUGCACCCUGAAAUCGGACAAACGGGAGUUCAGGGUUGACGUCGACGACGACGACACGGAGCAGCAGCUGUCACUCAAAGCAGUGUGUCUGGGAGCGGAGGCUGAGGACAACUUCCAUACAGUGGAAGUUGAGGGCCUCACAUAUGAUGGAAAAACAACCAAAGUGCCACUUGCUGUCCUGAAGCCAUCGGUCCUGCCGUCUAUGAGCUUAGGUGGAUUUGAGAUCACACCUCCAGUCACCUUUCGUCUCCAGUCUGGCGCUGGACCCGUUCACAUCAGCGGGCAGCACUUUGUCAGCGUGAAGGAGUCAGAUGAUGAAGAGGAGGAGAACAACACGUCGCCGGUGAAACGACCUGCGAGCCUAAUGUCGGGGAAGAAGCCUCCAAUGAAAAAGCUAAAGAUGGAUUCUGAUGACGACGAUGAAGAAGACAGUGAUGAAGAUGACGAAGAUGAUGAUGAAGACGAUGACAGUGACGACAACGCUGCGAAGCCCCAGAAGAAAGUCGGAAAGAUGUUUGAAAAAAGUCGAGAGUCUCCGGCAAAGAAGUCCAACAAAACCCCCGUCAAACAGAACGGUCCGGCGGGAAAAGCAUCGGGAUCUGCGGUCAGACCACAGACUCAGAUACCUGCCCCAGGAAAAGACAAACCCCAGGCCGGCUCGUCGAAAUCCCUCUCGCUGGCUGAGAUUAAGAGCAAGUUGUCGACGACCGCAAAGGAGGGGAAGUCUCUACCGAAGACGGAGCAGAAGUUUGAGAAUUUCGUCAAGAGUUCUUAUAAAGUCACAGACAAGAGCGUGAUCAAGGACCUCUGGAGUUUUCUACAAACACUGAAGACCAUGAAGAAGUAACGCGAAGCUCGCACCGUGACGCAUUUGUAUGUUUCUGCAUCCUGCGGGACGUUUAAAGGCACAGUCAGCGAGAUUUCCUUGCUCGGCCCUGUUGCGUCGUCACUGCUAACUGUGAUCGCAAAAGGCCGGAGCGCCGAGGCAGCCGUCAAUUAUUCAGGUGUCAUCGUCAUCUUUUUAGAUGCAAAGCGCUCAUGAGCUGUCGACGUCAUCGCACGGCAACAAUCUGCACCACCUGCAGGAACGGAGAACAUUAGGAAGUGUAGAUGUUUGUUUUUCACACAGAAAAUUAUAGAACUGCUGCAGUUUUAACACAACGCCACCUGCUGGCUGUAAAGACUUCAGUUAGGGAUGCACCGAAAUGAAAGUUAUUGGCCGAAAACUGAAACCGAAAAUCAAGCCAUUGCAAUUAUAGUAUAUUAUUUAUUCAUAGUAUAUUAUGAGUAUAGAUUAAUAUUCAUGCCUCGAAGAAUAAAUCAAUUAAGAAUCUAUGAAAAUAUCCAGGAGGAUCUCAUCGAACAUGCAUGCUCCUCAUCAGGUGCAGACAGACGCACCGCUCCUGCGCUCCGUAUCAAACGCAGCAUGGAUCAUUUCUCCACACGCUGCUUUAUCCCUCAUCCAAGUAAUGAUCUGUAUGAUGAUGAGGAUCGAGUACGGUCGCGAUGACGUGCAGAGGAUCCGAGCGAAUGUCGCGGGGAUUUCAUAAUCUGCGCUGUAUGCUGUUCUACCAUGUACUUGCGUCUUGUUGGAACUGUUUUUAUUGGCGUUCCACUCUGAUCUUGCACAGACUCUCAGUGGGAGUGGACAGGCGCGCGUGCUGCCCGCAGUUUUCACAUGUGUCCUAUCCAACGUCCUGUUUCAGUGUUAAAAGUCCUUCGGUCGCCGAGUUUUUGUUGCAUCUCCAGCUGCGAUUUAUGAUACUGAUACAUUUUUAAAGCACAGAACGUACAAACAAGACUUUGUGCUCCGACACACCUUCAAAAAAAGUCUUCAAAAAUCAAGUGAAUCAAUCAAAUUUUGUUUAAAAAUUUAUAUCUAAUCACAAUUUGCCUCACAUGGUUUAACAUGUGCCGUGUUUCCAUCAUUGUAAUGUUCAGUUUGGUACAGUACGGUACAGUUUGGAAUGGUAAAGCUACCCCAAGGGAAGGGUGCCAAAGAGUGGAACAGAUGGGGCUGAACCAAACUGAACUGUUCCACUCAGUGGAAACACGGCUAAAGUGUGACAUCCUCAGUCCUAAUUCCACAACAAUGAAGAGGAAAAAACUACAAAAAAAACCAAAAUACAAUAAAAACAUUUAACGGAUGCUGAAAACCAUAUUAGUAUAUUUCCUUUAUGCUAAAAAUGUCCAGGUCCGACACAGGCGGUUGCUUAAUGGCAACAUAAAUGUCUUUUUAACAGCAGCUAUAAAAUGAAAACAAUAGGCGAAAAACUCAGUGGCUGCAUGUCAUAUAGUAAUGCAUGCACGUGGUAUAAAAAAGGCUUUGUCCUCGCCUGUUGACGGCAUCUCUGCAUGUCUUCAUAUCGACGUUCUCCGCCUGCAGGUGGUGCAUGAUGCUGAGCCCGGUCCGGUUCAGGUGCUUUGCCUCCGAGACGCCGCGUCUCCUCGCUCGGUCGAUAAUGCAAUAGGAGAUAUUGCAGAAUGUGCCUUUAAAUAUCUCUGCCGUAAACUGAUAUGAAUCACAGUCCCAUUUAUGUGUGAAUCUGAGCCGUGUACACGGGAAUAGUUAAAGAGCGCCGAUACGAGGGGACGAUUCUGUGGCCUCAUGUUUUUACUCCACAGAUUUUUUUUUUAGUUCUGUCUGGUUUUUACAAACCUUUUAUUUUAGCUUGUAGCCAUGUUGACAUAUUGUUCUGUUCAUUUGCCUGGAGUAAUUACUCUACACAUACAGUAUAUGUACAAGAAUCAGUCAAGCAACAUGACAGUUGUACUCGGGCUGCGACUAACCACGUCUUCAUCGAUUCAUCGAGUAAUCGUUUGGUCCAGAAACGGUGAUCAGUGUUUUUCAAAGGAUGUUUCGUCCACAAACUCAAAAUGAUUUCAGUUUUAAUGAUUUCUUUCUUUUAUGGAUCAAAGAAACCAGAAAAUAUUCUCAUUUUAAGAAGCUGAGAAAUCAGAAAAUGUGUUUUAAUUCCAUUAAAAUCAAUUAUUUUUUUAGUUAAUAAUCAGUGAAUCAACUAAUUGACGUUUCUUUUUGUUUUAUAAUUGUUAGGUCCUCAAAAUAAUGAUUUUCUCAAAUGUCUUGUUUUGUCCACAAAGCAAACCUUUCAGUUUUAAUGUUUUCUCUAUUAUGUGGAGCAAAGAAACUAGAAAUGAAUGACAUUUAAGAAGCUGAGAAAUUUGAAAACUUGUUUUAAUUAUUAAGAAAAACACUCAAACCUGAUAAUAGAUUGUAGUCGUCGAUGCGUCGUCGCACAAUUAGAUUCUCUGUCCCCUGCCAUGAAUUUAACACAUUACAUGGAUAGAUGAGAUAGAAUCACUUGACAAAACUAGUCAUUGUUUUUACAGGGAAACCUUGAUGGGAUGAGGUCAGUGUAAGGGCACAGUCUCUCUCACACACACACACACACACAAAUAUGUAGCAGUGCCUCUCGUUCACUUCCGUAACUUUUUUUUUCUUAAUGUCACCGCACAUUUUCUCGCAAACCAAAAAUAAACUGCUUGUCCGAUAAACACAACCUCAAACAGGAAAUGGACCACAGAACUCAAUCCAGUGUUAUCUGCUACAUUUAUGUGUGUGUGACUGUGAUAUUAUUCAGGGAUGCACGGUUGUGGCUUCCUACACUUCUGUGCCUGCGCCCUGAACAACUAUUAUUUUCUCAUAUGUUUAUUUGUUUUGCACCAUGAACUCAUUUUACAUCUUCAUCUGCGAUGACUUGUUUGCAAAAGAUUUAGUUAAUUUCACUACAGAAGAGAAGACAUGACCACUGUCUUUGGGUGUAGGAAAAAAUGUAUAUCGGUUAUUGGCCCAAACUCUCCCGAUAUAUAUCGUGCAUCCCUACUUUUAUUAUUACUUAAUCUUCCUUAUAUAUGUAUUUGUAUAUAUGUAUGAGGGGCUUAAAACGGACCCCAAAAAAUGUAUCCAUGUUUAUCGUACGUGAACGAAAUUUGGCAUAUUUGUUUAUUAGGUUGGGUCGGACGAAAAAGUCGAGGGCCUAUGGUCUAAACCCAACAGGAAGGCCCGCCAUCUUGGAUCAAACGCCGACUUUUUGGCGAUUUGGCACCAUGGUAUUUGAACAAACUUGUCGUAGAGCUUUGGUCCGAUCAUCUUCAAACUCUGGUCUCUGUGGGUCUUGAUUAUUAUCGUUAUCUUUGCAGUCUUAUUUUGGCCCUCGUCUCCGAUGCAUACAUCGAAGGUAUGCUCGUUCUUAUUGACUUUAUUUCACACUUUCAACCAUCUUUUAACUGACGUCUUGUUACAUAAGCAUUAACGUGAAGAACCUCGCAGACGUUACACACGAGUAGAUUUAUUUCGGGAAAUGCUAAUUGAUAUCAAGCCCGUUCCCAUCUGAGCGUGUGGAUGACACCGAUUACAGCAGAACAAAAAUCUGUGGGGAAAAAACGCUUAAAGAAUAUUACGGGCGCAAUAAAACCAACACAGAUGUCUCCUCUAACUAGUUUUUUUCCCUCUCUCUCUUUCAAGUAUCGUUACAUGCAUAAAGUUAAAAAAAACACCACCAAAUGGACUGUUAACAAGCCCCAGGAAUACAUUUACGAGUUGGCACCGAUGAGCGUUGUAUUAAAGUGUAAUCCAAUUCACCAAAAAAACACACUCUGUGUCGUAUUUAUUACAACGUAACCGUAAGUUACACACGUAUAACGACAUUAGUCACGAAAUAAUGUUUACAAGAACCUCAUAAAGCGCUCAGUCUAGUAAUUGUCCGUAGUGGUGUAUAUCAUGACACAGAGCAGGCACUGCGGUGCUUAUAAUGUGUUUAUGAUCCUGUAUAAUGCUUUUUACGAGCCAAAUGCUGGCAGGUGGUUGCCAUCCUUUACCAAUCACAUGAUUCCCUUCAGCCAUCCCCGUUGUCUGAAGAGGAUAUUUGGAAUUCCUUAGGUGUGAACUUUACUAUACUUCAGCCCCGUUAAUGAAUUGACCUAAAUCUGAUGAUGAGUUUGUGAAUAUUUCUGUUAUUUUGUGGUGAUGGUGUAGAAGCAGAUUGUCAGUGCUAUAGCUUUUGCUCACACAAACACAAUUUUAUGAUUUUAAUACUACAUUUCUUUUCUUGUUGAUAAAACUCUUGCUUUUAUUCACAAAUAUGGCAGCUGAAGAAUUCUGUUUUAUAAGUCUGUGCUCAAUCCGCCCUCGCUCAGCUGGCUUUGCAGCUUGGAUCUGUUGGUUUUUAUUUUUUGGAAUUGUGUAUUUGUUGGUAUUUUAGUUAAGUUUAGUGUUGAGUGUAAAUUUGUUCCACUUUUCUUUAUCUUUACUUUGUCGUCCUUUCAUUCUGUACUCAGUCAUUUGUGAAGCCAGUGAUGAAAUAUGUGUCCAUGUGAAAUUAAAAUAAGGGGAAUGAUUGUGAUCUUUA
Messenger RNA from Solea senegalensis (Senegalese sole), 5438 nucleotides. It is a transcript of the gene npm1b, whose product is annotated as nucleophosmin 1b. The coding region runs from base 20 to 916 and encodes 298 amino acids. Gene Ontology annotation, cellular component: cytoplasm; ribonucleoprotein complex; nucleolus. Gene Ontology annotation, molecular function: RNA binding; chromatin binding; histone binding. The transcript has 11 exons. Gene Ontology annotation, biological process: positive regulation of transcription by RNA polymerase II; ribosomal small subunit biogenesis; ribosomal small subunit export from nucleus. Lineage: Eukaryota; Metazoa; Chordata; Actinopteri; Pleuronectiformes; Soleidae. The record is from RefSeq and is a predicted model, not a curated record.